Messenger RNA from Labrus bergylta (ballan wrasse), 1627 nucleotides. Its product is annotated as tubulin alpha chain. NCBI's taxonomy places the organism in Eukaryota, Metazoa, Chordata, Actinopteri, Labriformes, Labridae. Gene Ontology annotation, molecular function: GTP binding; structural constituent of cytoskeleton. Gene Ontology annotation, cellular component: cytoplasm; microtubule. Gene Ontology annotation, biological process: microtubule cytoskeleton organization; mitotic cell cycle. The record is from RefSeq and is a predicted model, not a curated record.
ACCCUAUGACAGGACUCGACUCACAGGGCUCUCAUUAUAGGUGCACUGUGAGACUUAAAACUUCUUCUCCUUCUUCUUUCAAAUAAAAGACAAUCCGAACAGCAUCAUGCGUGAGUGUAUCUCCAUACAUGUCGGCCAGGCUGGGGUCCAGAUGGGCAACACCUGCUGGGAGCUUUACUGCCUGGAGCAUGGCAUCCAGCCGGACGGCCAAAUGCCCAGCAAGCCUUCCACUGGCUACGACGACUCCUUCACCACGUUCUUCAGUGAGACCGGUACUGGGAAGUAUGUCCCAAGAGCCAUCUUUGUCGACCUGGAACCCACCGUUAUUGAUGAGGUGCGUACAGGCACAUACCGCCAGCUCUUCCACCCUGAGCAGCUGAUCUCAGGAAAGGAGGACGCCGCAAACAACUACGCCCGCGGUCACUACACCGUCGGGAAGGAGCACAUAGACUCUGUGCUCGACAGGACCCGCAAACUGUCUGACCAGUGCACCGGGCUCCAAGGUUUCCUCGUCUUUCACUCCUUCGGAGGAGGAACUGGCUCUGGCUUCACCUCCCUACUCAUGGAGCGCCUCUCUGUCGACUUCGGCAAGAAAUCCAAACUAGAGUUUGCCAUCUAUCCAGCUCCUCAGGUGUCCACAGCUGUAGUUGAACCAUACAACUCCAUCCUAACCACCCACACCACCCUGGAGCACUCUGACUGUGCCUUCAUGGUGGACAACGAGGCGAUCUACGACAUCUGCCGCCGGAACCUUGACAUCGAGCGCCCGUCAUACACCAAUCUGAACCGCCUCAUUAGCCAGAUUGUCUCAUCAAUCACAGCUUCUUUGCGCUUCGACGGUGCCUUGAAUGUGGACUUGACAGAGUUCCAGACCAACUUGGUGCCCUACCCAAGAAUUCACUUCCCGUUGGCGACCUACGCUCCAGUAAUCUCUGCAGAAAAAGCUUACCACGAGCAGCUCACUGUUGCAGAUAUAACCAACUCAUGCUUCGAGCCCGCCAAUCAGAUGGUCAAAUGUGACCCACGUCAUGGAAAGUACAUGGCUUGCUGCCUGCUGUACCGUGGUGAUGUAGUUCCCAAAGAUGUCAACUCUGCUAUCUGUCACAUCAAAACCAAGCGGAGCAUCCAGUUUGUGGACUGGUGCCCCACAGGCUUCAAGGUGGGAAUCAACUACCAGCCUCCCACUGUGGUUCCUGGAGGAGAUCUUGCCAAGGUGCAGCGAGCAGUGUGCAUGCUGAGCAACACCACCGCCAUCGCGGAGGCUUGGGCUAGACUCGACCAUAAGUUUGACCUCAUGUACGCCAAGAGGGCCUUCGUCCACUGGUACGUUGGGGAGGGGAUGGAGGAGGGCGAGUUCUCAGAGGCCAGAGAAGACAUGGCCGCUCUGGAGAAGGACUACGAGGAGGUCGGAGUCGACUCAUUUGAGGAGGACGAGGAGGGGGAGGAGUAUUAAAGACAGUGUAAAGCUCUCCUUCAUGUAACGGGUUCAUUUGAAGUGUUGAUAUGUAGACCACUAAUCAACUCGUGUUACUGCAAGGAGCAGUUGUCUGGUUAAAAGAAGACUCUCUGAUAUGAGAGAGGAUGUGCCUUUAAUGCUUUUUCUAAAUAAAGCUGUUCAAAUCUACAA